This is a messenger RNA of Grus americana (Whooping crane), 2211 nucleotides long. It is a transcript of the gene AKTIP, whose product is annotated as AKT interacting protein. Bases 515 to 1396 code for a protein of 293 amino acids. The record is from RefSeq and is a predicted model, not a curated record. NCBI's taxonomy places the organism in Eukaryota, Metazoa, Chordata, Aves, Gruiformes, Gruidae. The transcript has 10 exons.
GAGGGGGAAAAAAAGAGUGGAGGAAAUAGGCUGUGCCAGAUGAGAGGUGCUGUAGAUGAGAAUUCUUGCACAAAUAAUAGGAAGACUUAAAAAAAAAAAAGUGAGAAAGCCAAGGACACACACAGUAGAUGGCACACUGAAACUCUAAAUACUGCUGAAGUUCUUGUUAUUGAACUGCUGAUCUGAAGAGCACUAAGCCUUAGUGCUUAUAACAAAACCAUUAAAUAAGCUACAGAAAAACUUCUGUGUUCUGCGGCUUUGUCUAUUCCUGGUGAUGUUCCAAUGCAGUUGAAAACAAAAUGACACGUACGUGAUGCAAACUCGAUGGGAGGCUCAUCUGUUUCACUGGGAACAGCGGAGAUGUUUUCAAACUGGAGCGCUUCAAAAACAUGCAAAGUCAGCAGUGUGUGCGAGGGGCAACGCUUCACCAUAACUACAAGAGAAUAAACCAGAGAGACCUGAGGACACUCUGAAGACACUGAGAAGUUGCAGUCCUUUAUUUGGAAUACACGUUAUGAACCCUUUCUGGAGCAUGUCUACAAGUUCUGUGCGCAAGAGACCUGAAGCUGAAGAGAAAACUUUGAGUGGAGAGGUGCGAACCAGUCCUCUACGAGCCUCUACAAAGAAACAGUUGCCUUCUAUUCCAAAGAAUGCUGUGCCAAUAACCAAGCCUGCUUCACCUGCCACGUCAUCCCAGUCGACAAAUGGAACACAUGCUUCUUAUGGGCCUUUUUAUUUGGAGUAUUCCCUCCUUGCAGAAUUUACCUUGGUUGUAAAGCAGAAAUUGCCAGGUGUCUACGUGCAGCCAUCUUACCGAUCAGCAUUAAUGUGGUUUGGUGUAAUAUUCAUAAGACAUGGACUCUACCAGGAUGGUGUGUUUAAAUUUACUGUCUAUAUUCCUGAUAAUUACCCAGAUGGAGACUGCCCGCGCUUGGUUUUUGAUCUGCCUGUCUUCCAUCCGCUGGUAGAUCCUUUGUCUGGUGAACUGGAUGUGAAAAGAGCAUUUGCAAAAUGGAGGCGAAAUCAUAAUCACAUAUGGCAAGUAUUAAUGUAUGCUCGCAGAGUCUUCUACAAGAUUGAUACGACUAGUCCUCUGAACCCUGAGGCUGCAGUGCUGUAUGAAAAGGAUGUUCAGCUGUUCAAAAGUAAAGUGGUGGACAGUGUCAAACUAUGCAGCAGUCAUUUAUUUGAUCAGCCUAAAAUAGAGGAUCCCUAUGCAAUCAUCUUUUCUCCGUGGAAUCCAGCUAUACAUGAUGAAGCUAGAGAGAAGAUGUUGACUCAGAAGAAGAAGCCAGAAGACCAGCACUGCAAAAGCACGCACGUUUCUGGGCUGUCGUGGGUAAAGCCUGGCUCGGUUCAGCCUUUCAGCAAAGAGGAGAAGACGAUGCCUACUUAGUUCUUCUGGAUGAUGGUGCACAAAACACUUUCUGUGGGUGGAGGGAAUGUGAUGGAGGGAGAAACAGCAAAGCAGUGGUUUCCUUCUUGACUACGGACUAGUGAAAACUGAAUGGUAGCAGUGACUCCAGUAAACCUGUUCAAUGGAUUACUGACUCUUAAUGUUUUACAUAUGCAUUAGGUUUUAAAGGCUUGCCUGGAGUUUGGAAAUCUCUCUUGAACACUGCAGUACUUCUACCUGAAGACUGUCUAGGGUGGGUUAUUCCUCAGGGCUCUGAAAUGCCUGGAGGUUUUGGGUUGGUUUUUAAGCUUUUAUUUUUUUCCCCUCCAGGAAUAGCAAUUUUUUAAAAAAAUCUUAAAUUCCUGGCAGAAAUAUUAGCAUUGGAAAUAUGAUGCCAGAGGUAAGCUGUGUUCAUGUAAACUAAUAUAGCAGAGUUAAACACUAUAUUUAAUGGUUUUAAAUACUUUUGGUUUCUAUUGUAAAUAUAUUAGGAUUUGAAAUUGUAAAUAGACGGUUCAUUGACUCCAUUUAGCACUUUCCAGAGGUAAAGCUGGGGAUGAUGUAUGAUGUAUUAUUGAUUUGUAAAUGGCUGUUGUCACUAAAGCGCACAUUAGUCUGACAAGGUGAAACAGAAUGUCAGGCUUGUUAGACUUUAUUACAUAAACACUAAAAUCAAAGCUUUUAAUGGUGGUCUCUUGAGCUAAUAAAAUCUUAGAGGAUUUUAGAUUCCCUAGGUGUCUAGGGGAUGACUUAGGAUAGCUUGACUAAUGUGUGUUAAUAGUGACAUCUUAAAAUAAAAAGAAACCAUGAUCUAG